Molecule: messenger RNA, 4002 nt
Organism: Saccostrea echinata
Lineage: Eukaryota; Metazoa; Mollusca; Bivalvia; Ostreida; Ostreidae
Product: serine/threonine-protein kinase PLK4-like
Exons: 16
Coding region: 127-3138 (1003 amino acids)
Biological process (GO): protein phosphorylation
Molecular function (GO): protein kinase activity; ATP binding; protein binding
Source: RefSeq, a predicted model, not a curated record
CGUAAACUAUUUCAAAUCAACAAACGUGGGGCAAUAUGUGAAUCUUGAUUUUUGUCAUGAAAUGUGUAGAUGUGUGUACCAAAUUUCAAAUCUUGGUUAUAAAGGACGUUUUGGUGCUAUAUAAGGAUGGCUGAUGCGUUCAGCAUGGGAGAAUCUAUAGACGAUUACCAAGUGCUGAAUCUCCUGGGUAAGGGAGGUUUUGCCUGUGUCUACAGAGCACGGUCUAAUAAGACAGGGAUGGAAGUGGCCAUUAAAAUGAUUGACAAAAAGUUAAUGAAAGCACAUGGAAUGGUAGCUAGGGUACGCAAAGAAGUGGAAAUUCACUCUCGACUGAAACAUCCUUCCAUUUUAGAGCUGUAUAACUACUUUGAAGAUAGCAAUUAUGUAUAUCUGGUGCUGGAAAUCUGUCUUAAUGGAGAACUCAAUAGAUACCUGAAGGCAAACUGCAAAGUUUUGACAGAAGAUGAAGCUCAACACUUUAUGAGACAGAUAGUAGAGGGAAUGCUCUAUCUCCACUCGCAUGGCAUUCUUCAUAGAGAUUUAACUUUGGCCAACCUUCUUCUCACGCGAAAUAUGAAUGUGAAAAUUGCUGAUUUUGGACUGGCCACUCAACUCACAGUUCCAGAUGAGAAACAUUUCACUAUGUGUGGUACACCAAACUACAUAUCUCCUGAGAUUGCCAUGCGGUCUGCUCAUGGUCUGGAAGCAGAUGUUUGGUCUCUGGGUUGCAUGUUGUACACAUUCCUAGUUGGCAAGCCUCCAUUUGACACAGAAGCAGUAAAAAGCACACUAAACAGAGUGAUCCACGCUGAAUUUGAUCUCCCAAGUCAUCUAUCAGAAGAUGCCAAAAAUCUCAUUAAGUCUCUUCUGAAGAAGAAUCCCAAAGAGAGGCUACCUCUUCCUGAUAUAUUGAAGCACCCUUUUAUGACCUAUGAUAAAGAGGCUUACAGAAAAGUUUCUAAGAACUUUGGUGACACAUCAAUUGACAGUGGAAGGGAUACCAUGGCAACCAUGUCAACUUCCACCUCCUCAAGAAUGACCAAUGCCCUCAAGCCCCGCCCUUUUCAGGCAUUUCCUCUGGAGUCACACAUCUCUGAAGAUGCUGAAAAGAUUUUCCAAAACAAAAAGUUCAGCUAUGAGGAGAAUGAAGUGGCUAACAUUAAUCAAAGAUGUCCUCCCAGUACAGCAGUGUCCCGUCAUCCACCAUCUCCUCCAGUUCGUUUGCGAGAUAGUGACAGAAGCACUGAGAGACAACAGUUCCUAAGAAGCAACAGUCAGGACAAGGGUAGAAGUAUGGAGCUUUACUCUGUAGAGCGUAGCCUAGAGGAAAUUCAAGGAGUCAAACAGAACAAUAGGCCUCCUCCCCAGUUUGAUCCUGCUAAGUACCAGGAUAACAGGUCUAAUACACCUAGCAACUCUUCUGGAUGGUCCUGUAGUCUGUCUCUUCAUAGCAAUGAUCCAAAAACUGUGGCAAGUCCAGCCAUGCAUGGGUACAGUGAUACCAGUAGUCAUGGAAUAACCAAGCCUUCUGCAAGUGAUCUGUCUUCACAGAGUAGUGAAUUCAGUCUAUACAACACCAAGAAAGUGCUAAACUUUGAGAGUGACAGUCUGCACGAUAAAUCUCGUCCCAAAGAGGGUCAAGACUAUGAGUCUUCCUCAUCACACUGUAGUGCCAGUGCCAAGCAUUCUUACUCCCAGCAGCGGGAUUAUGUUGGACAGUUUGGAAGAAGUAAAUCUGUGGAUGAUUUCCUGGACAGUGAUAUAGACACUAAUGCCAGCAGUAAAUUGGAACAGUACAGUAAGCCAGAGAUUACUAAAAGUGUAAAGGGUGCUACUUCAUCUAAUGAAGAAAAGGGCAACAAAGGUGUUACCCCACUCUCUGCUGUCAGACUAUGUCCCAUUCGCCAAAAAACCAGGAAUGCUGUGGUCAACAUCAUGGAGAAUGGAGAGGUGUGCUUGGAGUUUGUUAAACAGAAGCAGAAGGUGGACAAAGUGAUGGAAGUCUUUGUCAUCUCUCCAGACGGCUUGAACGUCAAAGUCUACCAGCCAAACUCAGGGAAAGGGGAACCUGUCUCUGACCAUCCAGUGUCCCUUCCUGAGACUCCCUCAAAGCAGUUCUCUUUUGAGGAGCUGCCAGAGAAAUACUUCAAAAAAUACCAGUAUGCUGCAAGGUUUGUGAAGCUUGUACGAUCCAAGACACCAAAAGUAACAAUCUACACUAGUAAAGCCAAGUGUAUGUUGAUGGAGAACUCACCUAACCAUGACUUUGAGGCAGUGUUCUAUGAUGGUGCUAAAUUUACAAUGAACUCCACGAACAUUCGAAUCAUUGAGAAGACUGGUACAUCACUGGUUCUAGAGUCGGGGGACACCCAGCAGAGGCUAGCAGAGGAGACGCAGCAGUUACUGGAGUAUGUCAAACAAUGUCGACAGCAGUGCCUGGAGCUGGAGUCAGUCAUUGAGGCAGUACAACAGAGGUGCAGCACAAAGGGCCAGCAGUUCUUCCCCGUCAUCAUUGGACGGCGGCCAAAUGUGAACCUGAAUGACUCUCACAGAUCUCAUUCAACAAGUGACCCUCCAAGUUCCCUUGGAAUGGACAAUUUAAGCACCCCUUCAUCUGGAUCUGGAAGGCCCCCUACAAUGUCAUCUUUUGAUGGAACAGUGGUCAGCACUGUAACAGAACUAGUGGAUCCAUCAUCUGCCUCAAGACUGACAGAUGACUCUCAUGACCAGACACUGAGAGCACAACAGAUAGCAGAGCGCCUGGGAAACAUAAGCCCCACGUCUACUCUACAGAGCGAAAGAGUUACCAAUACCAGUCCUACCUCUAGUCACAGUAGCAGCACACAGUUACGCAAAGCCACCGUGUUACGCAGUGUUUUGGUAAAAGAUAUUGGAUGGGCAUCACAGUUGUCUAAUGGAGAGAUAUGGGUGAAGUUUGAUGAUGCAACCCAAAUAGGGGUGAAACCAACCACUACCACAGUUAAAUAUGUGGAUGUACAAGGAAAACUUUUUAGAUUUCAAAGAACUGACAUUCUUCCAGAAGCAGUCAAAGUGAGACUGGGGAAGGUUCCAGUGGUGCUGGAGGCCCUCAUGCAGGACACCCCACCCACCUCCACCCCCUUAAGUACUUUCCGAUAGGAAGAGACGCCCUCACUUAGAAAUCUCUACGUUAUUUGUCUGUGAUAGUGCCAUAAUUGACCCAUUACUCAUUCUCCUUAGUGCUGUGAUAUUCUGUAGGCAGCUUAUGUCAUUGUCUGUACAUAUCUUUCAAGAUAUAAUUAACAAAGAAUUAAGAAGAAGAUUGACAUUUUAGUCAGUUUGUACAGGGUUGUACAUUUGUACAUAUCAGAGGAUGUGAGAUAUAGUAGUUUUCCUGAUUAUAUUGUACAUGACAAAGAUGUAUAUAUCAUAGAUAUAUUUCUGGUUCAAUAUAAAUUGUUGCUGUUAUAGCUUAAGUCUGUAGUUUAGUGCUAUUGGCUAUGGUAGGUUGGCUUGUUUGUGCUAUUUCAAGUUUUAUUUAUUUUUAAUAUAGUACAACUGUAUUGUGUUCACUUCUUUAUUUUUAAUAUUUUUUUAAUUAAAUAAUGUUGAUUGAGCAUUGCAUUUUCUUCCUUACACUAUACAUUAUUUUAACUGUAUUUUAUUUUUCCCAUAAGCCACCACAAAAGUUGAUUUUACCACAGAUUUUUAUUAUCACAUUAAUUUUUCUUACACUUUCACAAAUGGACUUGGAUCAUAUUUUCUCACUUAGAUGUUAAUUUUAAAAGAGUAAAAGCUAGCAGGUUAUUUUUAAAGCAUUCAAUUUUUUUAAUGGUAUUUUAUUGAUAGACUGUAUGUAAGAAUUCACAAUUUCUUUGGAUCAAAUAAGAUUUUUGUUACAUUGAAUUAGAUGAUUGUUUAUUGUUGAGUACCAUAGCCAAUCCCAUGCUUAUAUUGUUACAUAUUUAACUAGUCUUCAUAUAUAUUAUAGUUAUAUGAUAUGAAUAAACUUAUAAAAGAAAA